AUGGAGGACAACAGCCGUAGCGAAAGUCUGUGCAAAGUCUGCGGCGACAAGGCUUCCGGAAAGCAUUACGGAGUACCGAGCUGCGACGGAUGUCGCGGAUUUUUCAAGCGGUCGAUCCGCAGGUAUGCAAGGAAUUUGGACUACGUUUGCAAGGAGAAUGGUCGCUGCAUCGUGGACGUUUCGCGUCGCAAUCAGUGCCAGGCAUGUCGUUUCACCAAGUGCCUUCAGGUUAACAUGAAACGAGAUGCGGUUCAGCAUGAAAGAGCUCCACGGAACACGUCGUCUUUGGUAGCAGCUGCGAGGAGAGGUCCUGCGGGACUGUACUCAGGAAUUUCUCACGUUUACCACGCGGCGAGCAAUCCUUAUCAUCCCCUCCUGUAUCCCGCGUUGUUCCCAUUCAAGCCAACGGUGCCAACGUUCACGUCAUCGGUUGCACACUUUUUGCCGCGGUCGCCAACAGAACCAUUAACGGUGGCUGCUGCCAAGGAGGACGAGGUGACAAGCUCCGAGGAAGCUGGAUCGAUGGACACUAGGAUCGAGACAAAGGAGGAGCUUGCAAGUACUCGAUUAGCACCUCCAAUCGUCAACUCCGUGUCCUCGGAAUACAUUACCAAUUUCUCCAUUUUACCCACGGAAAAUAUAUACGAAUUUGCUGCAAAAUUACUCUUCUUCGCUGUCAGAUGGGCGAGAAGCAUUCAUUCCUUCUUGCAGCUGCCCUACAGAGACCAGACUAUUCUUCUGGAGGAAUCCUGGAGCGAACUUUUCGUCUUAACAGCCGCCCAGUGGAAUUUUCCUGUCGAGGAAGCCACCUUGGUGCCCAGCGAUUUGUCGUCUGAAAGGAAAGAUAUGCUCGUCGACGAAGUGAGAAAGCUGAGAGAAUUGUUGGGAAAAUGCACCCUCCUCAGAGUCGAUCAUUCGGAGUACGCUUGUCUUAAGGCCAUAGUUCUUUUUAAAGGAGAAUCGCGAGGACUCUGCGAACGAGGAAGGGUAGCAACAUUGCAAGAGCAAACGGUCGCCGUAUUCUGCGAAAGGGAUGCUCGAAGGGUUGGUCGUCUGUUGUUGCUGUUACCCCCGGCGCGUGCCCUCUGUCGAUCAACCCUGCAAGAAUUAUUAUUCAAACCAACGGUAGGCGAUGUCAGCGUGGAACGGUUGUUGGGCGACAUGGUCAGCGCGCUCAGGCCAACAUAA
Messenger RNA from Colletes gigas, 1188 nucleotides. RefSeq names its product COUP transcription factor 2-like. The transcript has 7 exons. NCBI's taxonomy places the organism in Eukaryota, Metazoa, Arthropoda, Insecta, Hymenoptera, Colletidae. The record is from RefSeq and is a predicted model, not a curated record. Gene Ontology annotation, biological process: regulation of transcription by RNA polymerase II; cell differentiation; anatomical structure development. The coding region runs from base 1 to 1188 and encodes 395 amino acids. Gene Ontology annotation, molecular function: zinc ion binding; nuclear receptor activity; RNA polymerase II cis-regulatory region sequence-specific DNA binding.